AUGACGGACGCCUUCCCCGCGACCCUGGCAGGACCAACCUCCAAGGAACGGAGAUAUGAUCGACAACUCCGACUAUGGGCCGCCAGUGGCCAGCAAGCACUUGAAGAUGCCCGCGUUCUACUGGUGAACUCGGAUGGUCCUCUCGGGUCUAGCAGCACUGGAGUCUCUGGCGUGGCGGGCGUAGAGACGCUCAAGAACCUUGUUCUGCCUGGCAUCGGUGGCUUCACCAUCGUUGAUCCGGCCACUGUCACCGAAGCUGAUCUGGGUGUAAACUUCUUCCUCGAACAGGACUCUCUUGGCAAGUCUCGUGCCGAUGAAACAUGCCGUCUGCUCCGAGAGCUGAAUCCCGAUGUGCAGGGAUAUUCCUAUUCAAAGCCUAUCGCCGAACUGCUUCAAGAUCCAGCAUUUCUCCCUCAGCAUAAGCUGAUCAUCAUUUCCGGCCCAGCCAAGCGCUCUACGCUGGAUCCGCUUUGCCUCGAGGCCCAGGAAUUGGGCAUCCCAGUACUUUACACACACUCGGUUGGAUUCUACGCCACCUUCUCAUCUCAAUUGGCCGCAGAAUUUCCCAUCGUGGAAACUCACCCGGAUCCAGAAACAACGCAAGACCUGCGUCUUCUGAAUCCCUGGCCUGAACUCGUCGGCGCAGCAGCAGCCUUGCCUAACCUAGAGACCCUGGACGACCACCAACACGGCCAUGUCCCAUAUAUCCUCCUUCUACUACACUUCCUCGAGGAAUGGAAGCAAUCGCACGAAGGCAACGCACCAUCAAACUACAAAGAGAAGACCGAGUUCCGCGAAUUCGUCCGAUCCAAGACCCGCACUGACAACGCCGAGGGCGGCGAGGAAAACUUCGACGAAGCCGUAGCCGCCGUACUGAAAACCAUCUCGCCAUUCACCCUGCGCAGCACAAUCCGCGAGAUUUUCGAAAUGAAGCAGUGCCAAACACUCACCGCUGACUCGGCUGACUUCUGGAUCAUCGCAUCCGCCAUCAACACAUUUUAUACCAAGCACAAUGUCCUUCCCUUGCCGGGAUCUCUCCCAGAUAUGAAAGCGCAGUCAGCAGAUUACGUCUCUCUACAGAAUAUCUAUAAGAGCAAAGCACGCGCCGAUGUGGAAGAAGUUCUCUCCACAGUGCGCCAGCUCGAAUCACAGCUCAAUCGACCAACGGCACAAAUCCCAGACCGAGAUAUUGAAGUAUUCUGCAAAAAUGCCGCACACAUCAAGGUCGUGCGUGGUCGGGCAAUCCCACAAAUAAAUAGCAACAGUGAUCCCGAAACGCUCAGCUCGAUUCGCAACCAGCUAGCACUGGGUCAAUUGGGUCUGCCAGAGUCGCUUGUUUCUGUAUUCAUCGCAACCCAGAUCCUUGAUGCGGUUGUUGAUGAGAUUCAAAGUUCGUCGCAGAAUAGCUCGCUCUCCGUCGAUGACGAGGCUCUCUGGAAGAGUCAUACGGAGCGGAUUAUGGCUCUGUUGCAGAGAGAUGAUCCCACGCCGUUGGAUGAGGAGGCGAGGGAGUCUAUCGAGAAUGCUAUCAUGGAAUUGCGGAGGGCGGAAGGGGGUGAGUUGCACAAUAUUGCUUCUCUGGCUGGUGGUCUUGUUGCACAGGAGGCUCUAAAGGUGUUGACCAGACAAUAUGUUCCCAUGGAUAACACCUGUGUCUUUGAUGGAGCCCGCAGUCGCAGCGAGAUGUACAGGCUGUGA
Penicillium cosmopolitanum is the source of this 1698-nucleotide messenger RNA. Its product is annotated as NEDD8-activating enzyme E1 regulatory subunit. The transcript has 2 exons. The record is from RefSeq and is a predicted model, not a curated record. Gene Ontology annotation, biological process: protein neddylation. The coding region runs from base 1 to 1698 and encodes 565 amino acids. Gene Ontology annotation, molecular function: NEDD8 activating enzyme activity. NCBI's taxonomy places the organism in Eukaryota, Fungi, Ascomycota, Eurotiomycetes, Eurotiales, Aspergillaceae. Gene Ontology annotation, cellular component: cytoplasm.